AUGUUCGACAUGGAACAUGACCGCUCAGACGCGUCUGAUACGAGUACAAAAUCAUUAUCGCCCGACUCUGGGUCGGGCUCAUCGUGCGAUGAUGCUCCGAACCGUGCAAAAGAUGGACUGGAAGAAGCUCCAUUGAACGGACGCAUGGUGGCUUUCUACGAGAAUGAUAACAACCGCAACCACAAUAAUAAUACAACGCCCGCCGACCUCAUACCCCACGAUGCGGUUCUCGAAACCGACCACAUCUCUGGGAAUGCGACGGAGUCUGCAAGACCAGAGGGAUUGGAUAUACAAGGACCCGUGCAGAUAGGAAGCGACCACAACUCCGCGAGCGACGAUAUCCCUAGAGAAGCAGAUGUCGACGAUCCCAGCUGUGAGUCCCGGUCAAGGGACUCAAGCUCGGCCACAAACCACAAUCUCAUCAGUAAUCCCCCCAAUCUUGCAAGGAUACGCCAAGUGAUGUUCGAGUGCAAGGAUCCCAUAGAGAUUAGCUUGGAGGAAUUUGAGACUUAUUGGCCGUUUAUCGACAAUGUAUGGGUCAAACAGAGGUCUAAUUCCAGCAAAGAAGGACAUUGCACCACGGACUAUUAUAUGUGUCGUUUGCGACGCCCUACUCAUCGUACGUCAGAAACUCGUCCUCUUCCUGAGGGCAAACGCCCCCGAAAGAAGAGAGUGCGGGAGGGUGGUAUUUGCAACUUCCAGAUCAAAGUUGUCAAGUUUGAAGGAGCAUAUUCGACGGUGACGAUAGCGAGAACUCCAGGGAGCAGUCGGGUACAUUCACAUGACCUUGAUUAUAUUGACCGAGUGAAGCGAAAUUCUGGAUUAAUGGAGUUUGCGCGGAGGGAAGCAAUCAAGGGGUAUCUACCUUCCUCAAUUUUCACGAAGUUCCAAGAAGAACCUGAAAAGCUUGUUGAAGCUGGGGGCAAAUUCUGUACAGUGACGGACGUGCGCAAUGUCUCGGCGAAGUGGAGGAUACAGAACCCCGACGUUAAACUUGUGGCGCAUGAAGGCUAUGAAUAUCAUAAGGGUCACGGCAUUGUAAGGAUGCGAGCGGCUGAUGGUAUCGGCAAUACUCCGGGCGACAAGUUACCCUCGAAUACAGCCAUACACGCAUCUUUGCCCCCGGAUACGCUCUCCUUCCCUCGGUUCCCUCUAGAUUUUCUUGAGCCUUAUCUCCCAAAGCACAAUGAUCGCCGCCAGUUCCCUCAUGUCACCCUGUCCUAUGCAUCGUCGAUGGACUCUAAGAUAUCACUCCUGCCAGGCAUGCAAACUGUGCUGUCCGGGCCAGAGGCUAAAUUGAUGACCCACUAUCUCAGGUCACGUCAUGACGCAAUCCUCAUCGGAGUUGGAACAGUGCUUGCAGACAACCCCGGGCUCAACUGUAGGCUGGAAGGCGCAGGUGGGUUCGGUGGCCUUGGAAGGAUGUGGCAACCGCGGCCAGUGAUAGUCGAUCCCACAGGACGAUGGCCUGUACAUCCAGACUGCCGAAUGCUGAGGACUGCAGUAGAAGGGAAAGGCAAGGCGCCGUGGGUAGUGGUAUCCCCAGGAGCCAGGAUUGACCCACAAAAGUUGAUGAUGCUGAAGGGCUACGGGGGCGAUUAUCUCCGUAUCAUGGAGUACAAUCAGAACUGGCGGCUGCGCUGGGAAGCCAUACUACGUGCGUUGGCAUCUGAGGGGAUCAAAAGCGUCAUGAUCGAAGGCGGCGGGACCGUUUUGAGUGAGCUUUUGAACCCCGAAUACACCGAAUUUAUUGAUACUAUCAUUGUUACUGUCGCUCCAACCUAUCUUGGCUCCGGUGGAGUAAGUGUGAGCCCAGAUUCCAAGCGGGAUCAAGAAGGCAAGCCAAACGCUGCUCUGAAUCCUAGGGACGUGAAAUGGAUGCCCUUGGGUCAGAAUGUUAUUAUGUGUGGAAGAAUUCGGGUUGCACCCCCUACUGAGUCCCCUACUACUACUACUACUACAAAUGCCGAGUCGUAAAACACACCAUUGUUGCUGAGAACAAAAAUGUAUCCCCCAAGACCAAAG
This is a messenger RNA of Aspergillus costaricaensis CBS 115574, 2025 nucleotides long. RefSeq names its product RibD family protein. Bases 1 to 1977 code for a protein of 658 amino acids. Gene Ontology annotation, biological process: riboflavin biosynthetic process. Gene Ontology annotation, molecular function: 5-amino-6-(5-phosphoribosylamino)uracil reductase activity. The transcript has a single exon. Lineage: Eukaryota; Fungi; Ascomycota; Eurotiomycetes; Eurotiales; Aspergillaceae. The record is from RefSeq and is a predicted model, not a curated record.